UGCUUUGCCAGAAUCUUUUGUCUUUCAUAAUCUGUCACCAUCGAAAUUAUAUACUGUGCACGAAUAAGAUUAGAUCUUUAUGUUCAUCUUUGCGUUUUAGGUAGGUUUUCCGAUUUCAAGUCUUGGCGAAAGUUCUAUUUAAGUUUUCUCUGCGAUUUUAGGGUUAUUUGAUUUUUGACAGCAAAUGCAGAUUUCUUAUUACAUAUCUUUUAAUUUUUCUUCUUUAAUCUCUUGAAAUUGUUUGUUUACUAUGAGUUCAUAGUGGAUGAUAAAAAGUUCGCUUCUUUGGUUUGCUUCUCGAUUACCAAAUCCCCUGCACGUGAAUGUCAGUGAUCGUCCCCCCACAUCACAAAACAUCCACAUCUAUUUCUCAGAUAUAGAUAAAAGUACCCUUCUUCUCCGCGAUGGCAGGUGAAACAGUUGUUUCUUGAGCUUUUUUUGGUGUUUAUUUAUACCAAGUGCAUUGAUGUUAGUCUCAUCGUUCCUUUAAAAAGAGCAAGAAGUUUAACUCCUUGUAGAGAAAGCGACUUUGCUCCCAUUCCUUCAUUCAAUUCCAAGAGAUCAAACAGAGGGUGUGAAGAGGCACCCCACCCGACCAUGGCAGUCUCGUGAGGAGGACAGAAGACAGAAUAAAAACAUCAACUUCUGCUUAUUCCAUUAAAGAAUGACAAGAAGAUGCACAUGAUCACAUCCUUCGUCCCUCACACGUCUUCGGUUAUCCCCAUGUCUUCCUGCUGGUAGUUUUCCGGUGGCUUAAUCUGCCACAAAUUUCUCUUUGUGCGACGAAUUUGUAGCUCAGAUUAACUACCAAGUACUGCAUUGCCCGAUUCUUCCCACUUCAGAUCUCUUCUCUAUAGCCCUACGGGUGUGCAGCAACAAAAACUGUCGUUUUUUUCGUGUAACUUCUUGUUAUAGAUAUGAGGGCAUGCUGCUAUCGGUAUGAGUGGGUUACACUUUUCUUUAGACAAGAGCGCAUGAACGUCAAGUAGCUACAAUGCUUCUGAAGUCAGCUCAAAGAGAAGAUACUUUGAGGCUGCCGCUGGUUCUUUCUGAGAACAAUGCAAUGCCUAUCAUCACCAGCAAACCCCGGGCGAGAGAAGUUUCUUCUAGGUACGGUGCAGGGAUGUCAUCAACUACAAUUUCCAACCCCAGUACUCCGAGACGAUGCUCAUCUCCAACUGCCAGUCGCACAUCCCCUGUGCGGGCGACAUCGCAAACGAAGCGAGCCCAAUCAGCAGAGAGGAGAAGACCAAUUGCCUCAUCACCGAGGUUUUCAACACCCACAACCCCAUCUUCUAGGCCUUCCACACCCUCUCAUCCAUCUUCAACUUUGGCAACACCCAUUCGUGAUACAGUGACAGAGACGCAUGACAAAACCAGGCGGUUGCUCAGCAGCAAAACCCCUGAUGGGUUGUGGCCUUCGAUGCGUAGCCUGUCAUCUUCAUUUCAAUCCGAGUCUGUAUCAGUGCCUGAUAGUAAGACGGAAAAAGUAGUUGCAGGUUCUUCCUCAGAUCAUACGGUAAAGCCUUCAGCCAACGGGGCACCAGAGAGGAAAAGGACCCCUUUGAGAGGGAGGAACACUACUGAGAACUCUUGUCCAAUGGAUAACUUGAAUGCUAGGGUCAUUGAUCAACACCGGUGGCCUGGUAUGCUGGGCAGGAGGGUGUCUGCAAAUGCCUUGGCAAGAAAAGUGAUACCAACAGACAAGAUUAGCAUAUCUGCUUCUUUAUCAGUUCCAUCAAGAGGGGUUUCACCAAAGAGAACCACAACAUAUGAUAGUGCAGCUAGAGAUUUCCAGCAACCAUUAACUGAGGCAGCCAGACGACCAUAUCCUGAUGGAAGUGGAAGGAUGAAGCAAGAUGCAAAAUUAGAUGUAAAUACUUCUUCACAACUUCCAGAGAGAUCUUCCUUAGUAGCAUGGAUGAGUACCACUCAUUCAACACCAAUCAAAGCUUCACAACGCUCUUCAUCACCAAGUAGGAUUUUGUCAUUGUCAUUAAAUACUUCCAGGGGCAUGCAGAGUCCAUCACGAACAAGACUGCCGACUUCUAUUUCAUCAUCUGGCAAUGGAGCUUCUCAAGCAUGUGCUGUAUCCUCUGUCCUUAAUUAUGCUGUAGAAGUUCAAAAGGGAAAGAAGAAUGCGAGUCAUAUUGAAGCUGCCCAUCAGCUGAGGUUGCUUCAUAAUGCAGUCUUGCAAUGGCAAUUUGUCAAUGCUCAAGCCGAUGACACUGUUUCCAUUCAGAAAAAUAGGGCAGAGAAGAUUCUCUAUUCUGCAUCGAAUACUAUUUCAAAGUUGCGUGAUUUCAUUAUUAGGAAAAGGAAUGAAGUGGAGCAUUUGAGACGACAGAUGAAGUUGGUCAUGAUUUUGAGAAACCAAGUGGCAUACCUUGACUGUUGGACACAAUUGGAAAGAGAAUAUGAUAGCUCCUUAUCAGAAUCAAUUGAAGUUUUUAAGGCAAGCACACUAUACCUUCCAGUGUCAAGAGGUGCAAGGGCAGAUGUAUUUUCUGUGAAGAAUGCUGUUAGUUCAGCAGUUGAUGCUAUGCAAGCCAUGGGUUUAUCGGUUUGUUAUUUGCUAUCUAAGGUAAAGAAUACACAGUCAAUGAUUUCUGAGCUUUCAGUUGUUUCCGCAAAAGAAAUGGCUAUGCUAGCUGAGUGUAGAGAAUUAUUAGCUUCAGUAGCAACAAUGCAGGUACAGGAAUCCAGUCUUAGAACAUAUCUUCUGCAACUGAGACAUGAUGGUUACAAGAUGAAGUAGUCAACCAAUGGCAUGCAUCCUCAGCUAAACUCCUAUCUAACAACUUAUAAUCCGCAGAGUUAACAACUACGCUUGUAUUAUUCUUGUUUUUCCAUUUCUUUUUUGUAUAUCUAUCACCUUUUAUGUGUUAUUUACACAUGUAAUAGCGCUAACAUGGAAAGAAAAAAAAAAAAAUAUUACAGAGAGUUAAAGCAAGGUUAAAAAUGUGGUGUCAAGAACAUGGGUAUUGAUAUUUAGAAUCCAUAGGUUCAUAGUUGUUGUAAAUAAUAGAAAUGAGGUUUUGUAGCAAGGACAGGGAUUGUCAUUCACUUUGGACACUCACUCUAAGAGAGCUAACAUGUCUAUCACCAUUUUAAUCCUAGAGUCGAAAAAACUUGGCCUCCAUGUUCGUUGUUUUGACUUCAAUAUCUAAAUGCUAGUAUUUGAUUCUUCUA
Musa acuminata AAA Group (dessert banana) is the source of this 3192-nucleotide messenger RNA. Its product is annotated as AUGMIN subunit 8-like. Gene Ontology annotation, cellular component: cytoplasm; centrosome; nuclear microtubule. The transcript has 7 exons. NCBI's taxonomy places the organism in Eukaryota, Viridiplantae, Streptophyta, Magnoliopsida, Zingiberales, Musaceae. Gene Ontology annotation, molecular function: microtubule binding. The record is from RefSeq and is a predicted model, not a curated record. Gene Ontology annotation, biological process: spindle assembly; centrosome cycle. Bases 995 to 2758 code for a protein of 587 amino acids.